This is a messenger RNA of Akanthomyces muscarius, 1452 nucleotides long. RefSeq lists its product as uncharacterized. NCBI's taxonomy places the organism in Eukaryota, Fungi, Ascomycota, Sordariomycetes, Hypocreales, Cordycipitaceae. Bases 1 to 1452 code for a protein of 483 amino acids. The transcript has 4 exons. Gene Ontology annotation, molecular function: FAD binding. The record is from RefSeq and is a predicted model, not a curated record.
AUGGGCAAUCGUAUUUCCAGACGCGGCGAGGAGUUUUCGAGUGGAAAAGAAACUCCCGCCGCCAGUAUGGGUGACGGCGGCGAUGCAGGCCACCUCGACGGCCACAGCGCCACCACCACCAUCAACGGUGAAGCAGCCGUUUCCAAAACCACAAUCGCCACCAACGGACAGCACAGCACCGGCGCGCAGCCGCCGGUGCUCAUCAUCGGCGCCGGCCCCAGCGGGCUGCUGCUCGCGCAGUCGCUGCGCCGGCGCGGCGUCGCCUUUCGCAUCCUGGAGCGCGACGCCGACUUCACGACCCGCGGCGUCGGCUGGGGCCUGACGCUCAACUGGGCGCUGCCCAUCAUGCGCGCGCUGCUGCCCGACGGCCUGGGCGACCCGGACACGCUGCGCGCCAUGGCCUGCGUCGACCGCCGGGCCGUCGAGGACGGCAGCGUCUCGCGGUUUCCCUACUACGACCUGACGACGGCGGAGCGCAUCGCGGCGGCGCCACCCGCGCCCGAGACGGCCCGCCUGCGUGUGACCCGAGAACGCCUCCGGAGCCUGCUGGCGACGAAUCUUGACAUUGAGUGGAACAUGAACUUUACUGCGUCCGAGGAUCACGGCGACUCCAUCACGGCUCACUUUGAAGACGGCUCUGCCAUCGAGGGCAGCCUCGUCGUCGCCUGCGACGGCGCCAAGUCGCUCCUCCGCAAAGAAUUAUUCGCCCAGCAGGACAAGGAGCACACAAAGGCGCUGCCGAUCCGCAUGCUCGGCGUCAAGCUGUCCUGCACGCCCGAGGAGAUUGCCGGGCUGCGCAAGAUGGACCCCUUUUUCCUACACGGCACCAGCUCCCACGACAAUUCGUUUGGCUACUUUAGCAUCCUUGAUGCUCCCGGCAACACGAAAGAGAGCACCGACAACUACCUGCUGCAAAUCUGCAUCUCGUGGCUCGAGCAGGCGGCCGGCUUCCGCGGCCAGGAGGAGCCCACCGCCAUCCCCGAGACGAACGAGGGCCGCGUGGAGCUCUUCAGGAGCAUUGGCGCGUCGUGGGCGGAACCGUUCAGGUCCAUCGCGAUGAAGGUGUGCGACGACGACGAGGUCAAGGGCCUCAAGCUCAUGGACUGGGUCCCGCCCGAGGACCUGCGCUCCAGCGGCCGCGCAGUGCUGAUGGGCGACUCGCUUCAUGUGAUGACCAUGUUCCGUGGCGACGGCGCCAACCACGCGCUGGCCGAUGUAGAGGACUUUGACAGGCACGUCGUGCCGCAGCUGGUCAAGGCUGGCAGCACCACGACGACGGAGCUCCGCGAGGCGCUGUCACGGUACGAGGCGUCGGUCAUUAUGCGCGCACGACCUGGCAUCUUCGCCUCGCGACAGGCGGGCCACGAUGCGCACGAUUUCGAAAAGAUGACGAUGAAGAGCCCGCUGCUGACGCCGCGCAUGAAGAAUCUCAACUACGAAGAGCCCAGCUGA